GCGGCCAGUCGGUGGUGGAUCGCGUUAGUCGAAAGAUCGAAUCCUGAACGGUCGUGAAAGUCAGUUGCGAGUACUAGUGCGGGGAGAAAAAGUAGUUCUGUAGAGACGGAAAAUAGUUUCGCGAAUAAGUGUGGACAAACUAGUGCGACUGUUUAGUGAGUCGAACGGUGGUGAUUGAGUGGAAGCAUAGACAUGAUUAGGCUUGGCGUUGUAGUUUUGCUGGUUGUCGGCACGUGCAUUGCAGAUUUGCCUGGAUGGGAUGAUACGACUGGAGUGCAUGCUAACAGAAAUUUGAACAGUAUUAAGGGAACACAUUUUUCUACACAUGAAGCAUCUGUACAUGCGGCACGAAAAGGGGCCGCUGAGCGCCUUGCACGACUUGGAUCUGGUGUUGGAGCCAAUCCAUGCGGCACUGCAAUCUGUUAUGGCAAUUCAGGAUUCUCCGACAAUAGUGACGCUGAAACCUUAGGUCACGGAGUCGUCGGUUUCAACAAUGCUGGUUCGGGUGGCUCCAGCUCCAGCAGUUCCAAGUACCAGGCCAGUUCCCAUCAACAGUCCGUUUCUGGUGUAGUGCCAGUUUACCCAGUUCACAGUUCAAAGUCUAGUUACUCCAGUGAAUCUCAGCACCGUAGUAGCUCAUCCAGCCUCAAUGCUGCACAGACAGGAAAUUAUAUCAGUGCUGAUGAAGGUAUCAAAACGCGAUCAAACUUCGGGGCAUCAAAUGGAGCAACCCUUGUACAUCCGAUCGCUGCAUCUGCGUAUCCCAUUGGACAGGAAUCUUCUCAGACUAGUUUUGCCAGCAAUAGCCGCAGCUCUAAUCAAGGUGUCUACACGGUUCCAGUCUACGGUUCAUCUGGCGAUCAGGCUUCCAAGUAUGUCGCUGCCUCCGCUUCUAGACAGGAAAACCAACAACGUUACACGCCUUCCAAUACAUACGUAGUCUACAGGCAACCCGUCCCAGUAUACGGUCCGUUCAACACCGGAAGUUUCGACACCUCGGCCCGUUUCUCAAACAACCAGGGCGCAGUCUACCAAGCUCCCGUAGUCUAUCCUGCUCGCAGUUCUUCGAACCAGUAUUCCGCUGCCAACGAUCAACAAACAUAUGUCAUUCAUGGAGUUCAACCGGUGUACGGUGUUUCCUCGGAUCUCUCUUCCCAAGCCAAUCGUCACACCCAAGCCCAAUACGUCCGUCCCGCUUACCAACCCGUUUAUAACAACCACCUGGCAUCUUCCCAACAAUCCCAAGAGUCUCACAGUCAUGCUUCAGACUCAGGAACCAACAUAAGAAUAACCCCUGUGCCAGUGUCUUCAUCUACCACUCACGAAGAAGCGGAAGAGCGCGACGAGCAAUACAGCCGAAAGGGUAGCACCUACGUUCCGGUAGCCUUGAACACUGCCUCCACCGCUUCCAAGUACACUUCCCAGGAGCAGCAACGUACCCAGUCAGGUACUUCCUACGUACCCAUCCCCGUGGUAUCGGCCGCCGAGUCACACAAACAACAACAGAGCAGCUCCGCAUCCCAAUACUCCGCUGCUCAACAGCAUCGCUCCAAUAAUGCCGCCGCCGGUGGAUGGUACUAUCCGGCAGCAGGCUCGGCUGCCGUGCACCAGGGAUCACGCUACUCGGCUUACGAUUCACAAAACGCACAGACUCAACAGCGGGUUGGCGGAUACGUCCCGAUUACGAACGAUGCUUUGGGACAGCGAUUCGGCGCGGUGGACUUGGGACUGGACCGAAGCGGCACUGAGCUGGGUUCUAUCAUGAGUGAAUCGGAACGCUUGGCACGGCUUCAGGCCAAGAACGCUUACAACGGAGCGGUCAGCGGUAGUUCGGCGAUCGAUAUGGAGAACCGGUUCUCUGGAAACAACGACGACGCGAGUAGUGACAUCGGCGGAGGACUGGGUAGUGGAUUCAAGCGCACCAAGUCGUGGUCCAGCAGCUCAAAGUGGGCGUCGGGACAGAAGUAUGGAGAUGAUGGUAAGAUCAAGACGUACAGCUCGCUAUCGACAGCUGAAAGCGAACAGCACAACAUCAAUGGACAGAAGACCGGUUAUAAGGCGGCCACCACUACUCUCGAAGAUGAUGGAAAAGUUAGCACCUACAGUUUGCACACACCGUAAAGAUUUUAAGAUAUCUACUAGUUUGUAAUAAAUUUUCUGUUAAGAACCGUUGACUGAGGUAAAUAUAUUGAAGUUAAUCUUUAAAA
Molecule: messenger RNA, 2207 nt
Organism: Aedes albopictus (Asian tiger mosquito)
Lineage: Eukaryota; Metazoa; Arthropoda; Insecta; Diptera; Culicidae
Exons: 6
Coding region: 193-2121 (642 amino acids)
Source: RefSeq, a predicted model, not a curated record